CCCGUUGUGCUUUCACACAGACUGUGCUCCAUUUGCAGUGCACUGCUGACCUGCUGCUUCUGCAUAUCAAAUGAUCAUGUGAUUGACACUUUCUGUUGAAAAGCACCUCCUCAACAAACCAUGUAACACAGCCUCCUGUGUUGUUUCACAGGACAAGAUAUUUGAUAUAUGAUAAAAUAGACUAGAUUUGUGGAUUAAAAAUGUUUAAAGUCUCUGGUGGUCAGGACACAGGAAUGGAUGAAAACAGCAGAUUUGCAAAGAUUUAUUUAUAGAUCCUAAAUAUAAAUGAGCAGCAUUAAUUGCUGAAGAGAAAAUGUAGGUGACAGGCAAGGAUGUAAAAGGUAUUGCAGCAAAUGUAUUUAUAUAUGUCUUGUCUUGUUGACUAAAUCAAUGGCACAUUUAAGCUUGAGAUUCGGCUGCUUGUGAAACCAUUAAAACCAGGAAGAGAAAUUGAAGUGACAUUUUCAUUUCACUUGUAUCUCACUGAGCGCUCUCUCUCUCUCUCACUCUCGUUCUUUCUCUCUGCGUGUUGCAUGUUGGAAGUGCGGGUGAGGAGGACUGAAUGCGCGUCUCAUAAGCCCUUUUCACACAGACAUUCCGGAAAAUACACGAGAAAGGCAUCCUGGAUUUUUCCGGAAUCCUUCGAUUUUUUUGUUCAUUCACACUGCCAUGAUUAGCCGGCAUCUGAUGGUCCCGGAAAGAGAUGUGACCUGUUGAAAGUCCCGCCCUCUCUUCUACGCAGCAUCUGAAGUUUGCAAAUUAUUUAUUAUUUCGCUAUCCAGAAACCACUCGCGUGCAUUUUUGUUUAUGAUAAAACUAUAAAGGAGCAUGUGAACGCACAGUUCUAUGCUGGUGAAUGAUCUCCGGUUCAGAAUGGAUAUUUGACGAGCUCCCUGAUCUCUGCUUUAAUACAGUUUUCAGACAUUUCUCAUCGUGAAAUUUAACUACGAAAACUUAACUACGAAGAACAAACAACGACAAUACACAGAGAGCUUACUGAGACUGAACUUGACAAAAUAGAGCAUGACAGCUACGAAGCAAACACACACAAAAAUACAGAAUGGGCAUUAAAACUUCUCAAAGACUGGCUAAAAGAGAAAAAAAUGGAGACACAGACAAGUAUGAAGCAGAGGAUCUUAAUAAGGUAUUACGAUCAUUUUAUGCAUCUGUGCAAAGUGCGAAUGGUCAGACUUAUUCAAUAGCCAGCUAUAUGGCCAUCAGGACUGGCAUUGCCAGAUAUUUUAAAAAGUUUGAUAUCCUGAAAAGUCCAACCUUCAACUCCAGCAAUGCAGUUUUUAAAUCUACAAUUAAAGCCAUUCGUAAAGCUGGCAAAGACAUUAGUCACCAUCAUUCACAGAUCUCACCAGCAGACAUGCAUCUAAUACGAAACUCCGAUGUGCUGUCACCAGACACAGCAACUGGUCUAGUUCGGAAAGUGUGGUUUGAUGUACAACUACAUCUAGCAAGACGAGGCAGAGAAGGGAACCGAGAUUUAAGAAGGGAUUCUUUUACCAUGAAAUGUGACGACAAUGGUACCGAAUACUUUACUCUGUCCCACAAUGCAGAGACUAAAAACCACAAAGACCAGAAAGAUCCAUGUAAAGAAAAUUACAGAGGCUGCAUCUUCACUGAACCCAACAACCCCAAGUGUCCUUUUGCUACUUUCAAAAAAUACCUGGCACUCUGUCCGUCAGAUGCAGACGCAUUUGAUCUUCAUCCACUACGACAAAACCAGGAAACACUGAACAAAAGAACAGUCUGGUACUCUAAAGAGCCGAUGGGACAUAACUACCUUGCCAAGAUGAUGCCCACAAUCAGCGAAGCAGCUGGCCUCUCACGAAGAUACACAAACCACAGUUUAAGAAGCACGGCUGUGCAACUUCUCUCGCUUGCCGGAUUGGAAACAAGAGAUAUUAUGACUGUGACCGGACAUAGAUGUGAAAGCAGUCUAAAGACUUACUGGACUCCGACCACCGCUGACAAACAGAAAUGGAGCAGUAUACUUUCAUCAAAUCCUGACAACAGCUUGGCAAGCAGUGCAAUCAACAAAAAGUCCAUAGAGGAAACUUUCGAUCACUCUACCAAAAACAUCAACUUCAACAUCCCCGCUGGGACCACAUUUCCAAUGUCACAGUUCACAUUUAAUGGAAAUGUGCAAUUUAAUACUUGUAAAUAAAUAAAAAACUCAAAUAUAUAUAUUCAUAUGUUGAUGUUAUAAAUAGUCCUUCUGUAUUUUCUGUCUUUUUAUGUAAUUCCUUUGAAUGUUAGUCACGUACUAUAUCGUUUCGCGGAAGGAUAAAAAUGUUAAUUUAAAACAAAUAUGCCAAUAAAAUGUUUCAAAUUCAUAUUCAUGUCCAG
Molecule: messenger RNA, 2358 nt
Organism: Paramisgurnus dabryanus
Lineage: Eukaryota; Metazoa; Chordata; Actinopteri; Cypriniformes; Cobitidae
Biological process (GO): DNA recombination; DNA integration
Molecular function (GO): DNA binding
Source: RefSeq, a predicted model, not a curated record